AAAUGGAAGAAGAAGAGGAGGAGGAGGAAGAGGAAGUGGAGGAGGAGGAGGAGGAGGUUGAAUAUGAAGAUGAUGAAGAGGAAGAUGAACACAUAGAAACCGAUGAUGAUAGUGAAGAUUAUUAUAGUGAUAAUUAAGUGAUAUGGCUGAUGUUAUUGCUCAAUCUCACGGGGGUGAUGGUGGAGGAUGCGAUCCUCCACGUGGACCGGCAGAUAUCCCAGCUGAUUGUGAACGAGCGCCUCCAAGUAAACGUGGACGCCAUAAGGGAUUGAACACGCGGGAAAAGAGGGAACAGUUGGGGCGUCCUCUCCCUCUCGAGUGGGAUGUGCGGGGGAGAACAUAUAAAGAGAUCGGAGAGUACAGCUCAAAUUUCUCAAGAGAGCUCGGAUUACUUGUUCGACAGUACACAGAUCCGGACUGUCCUCAAUGGUCAAAAGUACCAAAUGCCUCGAAAGAAAGAAUACUUGCACAUUUGGAAGAUGAUUUGUUUGAUAUUGGGCGUACUAGAUAUGGAGAAGGGCAUAUGCCUGGGAUCUUGAGAGGCAUUGAUACUUCGUGUGCUAAAAAGUAUUCUGACUGGAAGUACGAUAUUAAAGAGCACUUAACGAUUAAUGGGCCACAAAAUCGUUAUGGUGGUUGCACGGAUACGCAGUGGCAAAAAGCAAUUGAUUUUUUCCGUCGCCCAGAAAUUACGAAACGUUCUGUGGUCAACAAGGAAAAUAGAAAGAAAUUGAAAGAGCUUAGCUAUGGAGGUUCUCAGUCAAUCCCAGCCUUACGCUAUAAAAAGCGCAAUUUAGAGACUGGGCAACUUGAGUCCAUCCCGGAUAGCUGGAUGGAUACUCACCAUAAAUCAGGCACAGGGUGGGUGACAGAGACAGCAAAAAAUACUUGGGAGGAAUUGCGUGCAUACCGCGACACACAGCAGACACAGGCAACUGAUACUGAGAGUUCCACACCAGUUUCGAGUGCGCCUGAAGAUGAAGACAUAUCUUUGGUACAAAAUGUCUUCGGAAAACGACGGGGCCACCAGAAAGGAUAUGGACGUAUCCUUAACAUAAGGGACCGAACUCCAUUUGAUUUUCGUCCUUCACAAACUAGAGAUGAAGAGUUGUCUGAGAUGAGAGAGCGUCUUCGACAGUUAGAGGAGCAUGUCCGGACUCAUUGUAUCACCCCGGGAUCUCAAUCUGCCCCACCACCACCACCCGAUGAUCCUGAUGUUGGAGCACCGACUCAGUAGGACUUAUGUAUGAAUUUUAUUACAAUUGACUAUUACAUUAUCAUGUUUAAGACAAGUCUUUAUUUUAAUUCAACGAAUACACUCUUAUGUUUUUUUUUAUAUCUUUAAUAUAAGUGUUUUAAUUUUA
Messenger RNA from Humulus lupulus (European hop), 1364 nucleotides. RefSeq lists its product as uncharacterized. The transcript is spliced from 7 exons. Bases 143 to 1237 code for a protein of 364 amino acids. The record is from RefSeq and is a predicted model, not a curated record. NCBI's taxonomy places the organism in Eukaryota, Viridiplantae, Streptophyta, Magnoliopsida, Rosales, Cannabaceae.